AUGUUUCUCUCGUGGUGGAUGGUUUUCCUUUUACUCCUUGAAUUUGCAAUUGGCCAAAUAAAUAUUGAAGCCUUGGUUCCAGAAACAUUGGUAACCUUAUCAGCAUCAGAUGAUACUCAAACCACAACCGCAAUCCAGACUCUGAUUCCCCUACUGGCCGAUACUUCCGCAGCUCCCAGCUCUCCAUCUACAACAGAGCUCCCAUUCCCGUCUUCUUUGACACAAACAUUACGCAGUCUUAGUGAAAAUGAUUCCCAAGUCACUUCAACCACUUCCAGCACAAGCAAGAUUCAGACUUCAGUUCCGCCCUUGAGUACUCAAGCCUCCCCAAAGGAAAUAGGAUUCAGCACACCAGGCCAGUUCAAGAUCCAGAUUCUCAACGCUCAAAAUUGGUAUAGAGCUGCACAUGGAGCACUGCCUUUUGUUUGGAAUGAUACACUGGCUGAUUCCAGUUCAAAAUGGGUCGCAGGAUGUGUAUGGAAUCCUGAGUCAACUCCUGGCAUAGGAAAAUCAUUUGUAUCUGUUAUACCCACCAGUGUCUUCGGAAUCGUCAACUACCUAGGAUUGGAACGCCAGUUUUAUAAUUGGUCAGAACCAGGACCGACGAAUUCUACAAAACAGUUUACGCAGAUGGUGUGGAAGAGCACGAAGUCUGUUGGGUGUGCUUGGAAUAAUUGCCCACCUGGUUCAUCACCAGACCCCGCUACACCUGGAGUUUCCCUGUUUCUCCUAUGUCAAUACUAUCCCAAAGGCAACCAGGGGACUACCACAGACUGGAAAAAUAAUGUGGGAGAGCUAGGAUCUAGAAGUCUAGGGGAAGGUGUCAUUGCUGCUGAUGGUUUUGGGCUGAGUAGUCUAAAUACUACAACUACUGCCAGCAGCGGAAUACGUGCAACCGGUGCAUCAAGUACAACAAGUAGUCUUUCCACAGCUGCUACCGGAAAAGAUCUUGAAAGUCUGGCUAAGAAGCUGGAUCACGGUCUGUUUACGAUGGUCAUCAGCUCGGCUAUUGUCAUGGUUUACUUGUCUGAUGUCCUUUCGCUUUGA
Messenger RNA from Botrytis deweyae, 1047 nucleotides. RefSeq lists its product as uncharacterized. The transcript has 3 exons. Lineage: Eukaryota; Fungi; Ascomycota; Leotiomycetes; Helotiales; Sclerotiniaceae. The record is from RefSeq and is a predicted model, not a curated record. The coding region runs from base 1 to 1047 and encodes 348 amino acids.